GCGUACUUUCUUUUUUGCUCACCUUUAAGUGUGCUAUUGUUUUUUCUCCUUAGACGAGUAGUCGUAGGGGUGUUCAGUCUGUGUUUGUGUAGGCCGCAAAGAAGCAACCAGAGUGGUUUUCUUAUCGUAGGCCGGCAAAGACUUGUCGAGCCGAUCGCUUCACUUUUUCUCCAGUCAUAGAUUUGUUACCCUGCGUUAAGGGUCAUGGAUUCGUCGACUACUCAUUCCGAUCGCCGUACGGUAACCCGCAGCCGUGUUUCGUCCCGGGUCGAGCCGGGAGGGACCACUGUCAUUCGGACCUCCCGAAUGGAGCCGGGUGAGACAACAGUAGUCCGGACUUCCCGGACUGUUGAACCAGGAGAAACAACUGUUGUGCGGACGUCCAGAGUAAUUCCAGGAGAGACGUCCUCGAAAAUUAUCCGGACAUCACGCGUCGUUCCCGGAGAAACGACAGUUGUGAAAACGUCCAGAAUUAUUCCAGGAGAGACCACUGUAGUUCGCACAUCCAGAAUUAUACCAGGAGAAACUACCGUUUGUAGGAGCACUGAGCCAGAGGUGACCACUGUGGAGCGUACUGGUAGUGGUGGUACGGUACAUCACACCACUCGUGUGGUCAAGCAGGUCAGUUCUACGAAUGGUGAUAAUAAAACGGUGACUGAAACAACUGUCACCUCAUCGAAAAAUGACACCCCUCAAAGAGUUAGGACCGUAACCCGCACUACCACCAGACUUGUCACAACACCCUCGAAAAAAUCGAAAAUAUCUGAUAUCAUUACUGGAUUGGAUGAUUCACUAACGGCGAGAGAAGCUCUUCUUAAAUGGGCGCAACGAACAACCGAGCGAUAUCCCGGAGUUCGAGUUACAGAUUUCAGUAAAUCUUGGAAAGAUGGCUUGGCUUUUAAUGCUAUUCUUCAUAGAAACAGACCUGAUCUUCUCGACUUCCGAUCUCUGAAAAUUAGAAAUCCACGAGAUAAUUUAGAAUUGGCAUUUUCUUUAGCUGAAAAAGAAUUUGGCAUUACAAGACUCUUAGAUCCUGAAGAUGUGGAUACUCCAGAACCAGAUGAAAAGUCUCUUAUCACUUAUAUUUCAUCUUUGUAUGAUGUAUUUCCUGAACCUCCUAGCCAUCAUCCUUUUGCUGAUGAUGAAAGGAAUCGUAAAGUAGAAGAAUACAAAGAUUUAGCAAUGAGCUUACAAAAGUGGAUGUAUGAGUCUUUAGAAACUUUCAGAAAUCAAGUUAUUAGCAAUUCUGUGAUAGAUAUGAAGAAUUUAUUAUUAGAAUCUUCAAAAUUCAGGUCUGAUGAAUUACCUAAGCGUCAAAGAGAUAAGCAGAGAAUUUCUCUUUUACAUCGGGAAAUUCAGAAAUUAGGGCAUCAUUCUAGUCAAAUUGAAUUUCGUAAAGAUUUGAAUAUAGAUGAAAUUGAUAAAAAUUGGAAUAAAGUUAUGACAUCUUUACAAGAUCGGGAUAAAAAAAUUAAAGAUGAAAUAUGCAGGUUAGAAAAAUUACAAAGACUGGCUGAAAAAAUUGGCAAAGACUUUAAAGUUUGUGAAGGCAAGUUAGAAGAUGUUGAAAAGCGCAUGAAAGAAGAAGAGAAACGAAUCAGCAAACUGCUAUUUUUAGAUGCCAAACAAAACUGUGAUCAAAUUGAGAAUGAUUUUAAAUACAUAGAUUCGAUUCUGAAGUCUUUGCAGAAAGAAGUGGCAUCACUAGAAGAGAAAAAAUAUUAUCAAAUUUCUGAUCUUCAAAACAGGUUAAAAGUUUACAUGGAAAAAUAUCAAUGCUUAAGAACUAUUUUCCAAACAAAUUUGAUUCUUCUUCUGUCAGAAAAAUCAGACAAAAGUGAUGAGAAAAAAGUUAUCAAGCAACGGAAACAAAAUGUUAAUGAAAAACCAUCAGAAGAUAAUAAAGCAGCUAUUUCUUUUAAGGAAUAUUUUGAAUGGAUUGAAAAGAAACAGAAACGUAUCUUGGCCAUUGAGCUUGGUGGAGAUGUUCAUUCCAUUAAAUCUAAUUUGGAACAGCUACAAACUGAACAGAAGACAGUGGAACAAUACAAUAAGAAAAUAAGUGCUAUUUUAUCCCAAACAAUAUCAAAAGAUAGUGACAACUCUUAUGCUACCCAGGCUGAAAAAUUACAAGGAGCUUAUAAACAACUUAUUACUUUAACAAGCAGCAGAGUUAAAGAAUCUGAGAGUUUAUUAGACUUUGUUCAAUUAGCUACUAAAGCUUUGAAGUGGAUGUCUGAUAAAGAAGAUACUGAAAUUUCCAGAGACUGGAGUGCAAAAAAUUUAAAUAUAUUGGAUUUAGAACAUCAUCAGGAAAUUUUAACUAGUGAGUUGGAGAAAAAGGAAAUAGAGUUCAAUUCCAUUCAAAGUCGAGGUGAAAAUCUUCUUUUCCAAAAACACUCAGGAUCAAAGUGCAUUGAAGACUAUUUAAGUCAGAUGCAAAAUCAGUGGUCAUGGAUUUUACAACUGACUUUGUGUUUAGAAAUUCAUCUUCGAUAUGCUCAAUUUUAUCAUCAGUUUUUCAAAGAAACUAAAGAGAGUGAAUCAUGGGUCAAAAAAGCUGAAGACAAACUGAACACUACAUUUUCUAAAUCUGUUACUUCAGUUGAUGAAGGAGAACGAUGUUUGAAGCAAAUGGAAGUUAUGAAAGAUGACAUUACCCAAUAUAAUGACCGUAUUUGUGAUUUGGUAUCUCGCAGCCAAGAAGUGAUACCUUUAAAACAAAGAAAGUCUAUUCAAUCUUCUAAACCUGUAACUGUCUUAUCAUUGUGCAAUUAUAAAAACUCUGAUGUGAUAAUAAAUAAAGAUGAAAUGUAUAAAUUAAGAGAAAUUUCAAAAAAACAUUGGAAAAUUUCAACAAGUAGUGGAAAGGAAGUAUUUGUACCCGGUGUUUGCUUUGUUAUUCCUCCACCUGAUCCUGAAGCUGUAGAAAUGGCUCAAAGCUUAAAGAAAAGAUAUGAAGAAUUAUUAAAGUUGUGGAGGCUGAAGCAGAAAAAAUUGCGCCAGAGUCUGAUAUUUGCCACUAUUAAAGCAGUGAAGUCUUGGGACAUAACUCAAAUUCGCACGAUGGAUAUUUCUCAAAGAGAAUCUAUUAUGUCUGCACUGAACUCUGAUGCUCAAAAACUUCUUCUGGAAGGUUCUGAAACUGAUUCUACUCUUCUAAAAUUAAAACAAGAAAUGGAGCAGUGUAAUUCUUCAUAUGAAACAUUGUUGAAGAAAGUUUCUGAAGAAACUUCUGAUAAAUCUCCAAAAAGUGUUGGAAGAAAAUUAACUGACACAAUUGCUGGUCUUCAAAAUGUACUUAAUGAAAAAGAAAAGUUCUUAAAAAAUAAGCUGCAGUCUUCCAUUAUCUGUGAUUUAGAUGCAUUGGAAAACUCCGUCAUUGAACACAAAGAUUAUGAAAUUAGUUUAAGAAACUUAGAAGAUCAAAUAAAUGAGACAGUUCAAAUGUAUAAAUCUACUAAUAAAAAGACUACUGCUGUACAGUUGAAAUAUGAUACUCUUAUUGAUACAUGGAGUAAAUUGUGGGAUCUUUCUAACUUGUACAUUGAAAAGUUAAAAGUAACCGAAGUAACUCUCAAUAAACUCAAUGAGGCUCUUACAUCUGUGUCUAGUAUUGAAGUGAAAUUAGCAUCUUGUAAUAACAUGUCAUCAAAGUUAGAUAAACUACAGAGAAGUCAUGAUGAUCUUCUACUGUUUCAAGAUGAGAUGCAACUUUCUCAAUCUGUGAUAGAUGAAUUGCAAGAUUCAUCAAGAAAGUUAAAAGCGGUUGUACAAAAGAUAAAAACUAAGCAAGGAACCAAUGUUGACUGCAAUAGAAUAGAGACUGACAUAAAAAAGAUACUGACAAGAUGGGAUAAUGCAAGAUCUCAGAUUGUGGAAAGACUAAGAAGCUGUGGGGCAUCUUCAGAACUUCUACAAACAUAUAAGAAUAAAAUUGAACAAGAGAAUGUUUGGAUAUCUGAAACAACAGUAAAAAUGAACAGUUUGAAAACUGUGCAAAAACUUACUACAAAAGAAAUAGAAUUGACUGUUGAACCAGCAAUGGAUCUGUAUUCCAAUAUAUCUGAAAGAAGUUCAUCCAUAGAGGAGACAAAUACAUUGGGAUCGAGAUACAUUAGAGAAGCAAAGAUUUACGACCUCAGACUGAAGCAUUAUAAAGAAAAUUUAGAAGAAGAGCAUCCUAGUCUUGAUGCUAGCUUUCCAAAGACUGAAAGAGAAAUUAUUGGAGCUUGCGAAGUUGAACAGGAAUUAGAAAAUUUGAAUGAAAAGUACUCAUGUUUAAUGAGGACUAUAUUACAAUAUAUUGAAGAAUUAAAAGAGAUGUUUACUGCUCAACAAAAGAUAAAGUGGCAAUACAUCAAUCAAGCUGUUCCAGUAACUUUGAGGACCUUUAAAACUAUCAUUGCCCAGGUACCAUCAUCAAAUGAGGAAAACAUUAUUGAGCAGAAAAUUCAAGUAGAUGAUGAACCAUCUGUAAAAUACUUAAAUAACCAGGGCUUGAUAUCAACCCUAAGUGAACCACCUCAUGAAAAUACUUCAGACAAUUUGAACAUGAAUAUUGAAAAGAAAGAAAUGCCUCUAAAACUAUCUUAUUACAAAGAUAUUCAAUCAACCUCUCCUAUCUUUCAAAGUACGAGCACUCUUAGUACCAUGAGGGGAAUUAUUGACUCAAGAACAGGGGAUAUAAUUACUUUAACUGAAGCUGUAGAUCGGAAUGUUAUUAAUUUUGAAAAUGAAAGCAUAACUGAUUUCAAAACAGGUCAUAUAAUGUCUUUUUCAGAAGCUGUUUCUGAAGGAUUUUUGGAUAAAACCAUUCAUGAUAAGCUACUUAGUAAAUGUGGUAUUUAUUUGCCUGAAACCAAAACUGAAUUAUCACUGAUUAAAGCAAUACAAAAGAAUGCUUAUGAUAUUAGGGAAGAUACACUUUUAAAUCCUUGUGAUUGUAAACCUAUUAGUUUAACAGAAGCUUUUCACACUGGCAUGGUAAAAAAAUCUGGGAUAAAGACAUUGAUUGAUAUGAAGCUAGUUAAGACAACAAAUUUAACUCUAACUGAGGCAAUACAAAAAGAAUUUAUUGAUCCUAAAACUGGUGUUUUCCGUGAGCCUAUUACUGAUACUCCAAUUGACUUGAGAAAUGCUAUUAAAAAAGGUUACAUAAAUAUGGAAUCUCCAAAGCCAGAUAAACAUGGAUUCUCUCUAGCAAAAGCAAUUGACCAUGAUUUCAUUAAUAAUGAAGAUGGUUUAAUCAUUGACUCUGAGUCUGGAGAACAGUUUUCUGUUGAAGAAGCUCUUUUAAAAGGUUUAUUGUUAAAAAAUACUUUAGAAGUAUAUGACGUUGCUGCUGAAAAACUUAUCCCACUCUCUGAAGCUGUGAAAAAGGGUAUUGUGAAUUCACACUGUGGUAAAUUUAUGAAUACAAAGACUUCAGAAAUGAGUUCUUUCAAAGCAGCUAGAAAAUGCAAUUAUAUAUGGAAACCUUUAAGCCUGAAAGAAGCAUCAGAUUUAUCAUUAUUUACUAAACAAAACAUAACUAAUCCUAUCAGUGGCAAAACUUUAAGUAUUUUAGAAGCCAUGUCUCAAGGAAUAUUAGAGUGUGAAACUAAUUGUGUCAUGGAUACUCUUUCUCGAGAGUUCGUAUCUUUGCCUGAAGCACUGAAUAGAGGAAUAAUAUUGCCGAACUGUAGUUUUGUAGACACUGAAUCAAAUCGUGAAAUAGAAUUGCCAUCAGCUGUGAAUGAGGGCUUUAUAGCCACUGUGUCUCAAAAAAGUAUAUUUGAUAUAGAAAGUAUUCAAAACGAUGCAAAUGAGUUCAUUAGUUUUAAUGAUGCUAUUAAUACUGGUGUUAUAGAUUUAAACCAGGAAUUAUAUGUAAACAAAUCCUCAAAUGAACACAUUUCUUUAGAAAAUGCUGCUUCCAAAGAAUUAAUUAAACCUCAAAUUUAUGAUUUACUUUGUAAGCCUAUUGGAGUAAAAGCUGGUGAUAAGGACUUAAAUCUCAUAGAUUGUUGUAAGCAUGGCUACAUAGAUUCUAACUCAGGGAAGCUAAUGGAUCCAGUGUCAAAAGAACCUAUUUCCCUUCAAACUGCUGUGAAUAAUGAUAUAAUAACACCAGAUGGAGCUGCUUUACUGAAAGGGCUAUUGAACAUUACUCUUACUUCUGCUAAUGUUGUUCAAAGGAUUGAAAAGCAUGUUUAUGAAGAAAAAUACUCGCUGAAAACUGAUGAACCUUUGAAUACUGAAAAUGAUGUGUCUCAGUUGUUGGAUCCUUCUCAAAGCAAUGAAAGAACAAUGCAUUCAAAUUCAAAUGCACAUGAUUAUUCCAUUAGUUCACAAAAGAACUUGCAUGCCCCAGAGGCUGAAACAAAUGCGAAUAAAGAAAUAUGUGAGAAACACAUGAAAGUAAAUAUUUCCGGCAUAAAAACUAAUCUUGAUAAAAAUUUGACAGGUGUUGAUAGGGAGUUAGCACCAUCGUUUUGCAGAACUUUAAAUGAAUCCUCAAAAAUAAAUCAAGAUUCUUUGAGUCUUAUUACUACUCCAGAAGAUAAAAUACAUGAAAAAAUAGAUGUUUUAGAAUUGCCACCAGAUGGUUGGAAUUUCAGUGAUGCAAUAUGUAAAGACUUAUUUGACGUAAAAUCAGGUUUAUUUACUGUGCCUGGUACAGAUCGUUUGGUUUCUUUUGAAGAAACUGUUAAAAUGGAAAUAAUAAACCCCAAAUCUGCCGUUGUUCUUGUUCCAAAAUCAAAUGAAACAGUAACUUUAGAUCAUGCAUUAGAAAUGAAAAUUUUAGAUAAUACUGGAAGUUACAAUACAAAGACUGGGAAAUGGAUUUCAAUGCAUGAAGCUAUUGAACAAAAUUUGAUAACUUUUUGUGAUGAUAGUUUUAAUACAAAAAUAUUGAAUCAAAAUAGUUAUAAACAAUCAACUAAAUCUUUUGAAGAAUCUGAAAGUGCAUGGAAACUGACCACAAUUACUUCCAUUCCUUCAUUUGAAAGCUGUGAUAAUAAAAAUGUGCAGGUUCAUGAUACUUCUUUACAUUCGUUGGAUCAUCAUGUCAACGCUCCUGAAACAUAUUUUUGUUUAAAUGAUGCUCUAAAUUUUACCUCCACACCUCACAGAGAAGUAAUAUUACAAAAAGUUCCUAAACGAUCUCUAACUCCUAAUGAUGCAGUUGCUGAAGGUUUUAUUGAUCAAGAAACAGCUGAAACUUUGACUAAGCUAUUUCCUAAACACUCAUCUUGCAAUAAUAGUGAUUUCCUUAGCAUUGCAAAAUGUCAUAAUCAUUUGAUUAAAAUUCCUGAUUUCCGUAAAGGUAAAAUGAUAAUGCUGGAGGAAGCUCUUCAACAAGGACUAAUAGAUAAGGAUACUGGAAAUAUAAUCGUACCUUUAGCAAGAUCAUUAAGUAUGGAUGAAGCUUUUUAUCAAGGACUACUUAGUGAAACCUCACAUAAAAUUAUUCAUCCAGAUAAUGGAAUUGAACUUGAUGUUGAUGAAGCAAUAAUUUGUGAUAUUCUAAAUCCUUAUUCUACCUUUAUAGAUCCUAUUACUUCAGAUUCUAUGACAAUUUUGGAAGCUAUUCAAGAGAAAAAGAUUAAUCCUAAAUCUGGUGAGAUAUCAUCUUCAACAAAUAUAAAUAUUGUUGAAGGAGUGCGUCUAAAUAUGUUUAAAGCUAAGCAGACAUUGCCUAAAAGUCCACCACUUCUUUCAUUUACAUUUCCUACUGCCUUACAAUACGGUUAUAUUGAUGUUCAAUCAAAAGUUUACAUGCAUCCAACUUCUCAUAAUGAUAUCCCUUUGCACAAAGCAUUUGAUAACUGUGAUCUUUUAAUCAUUCCAGUUCAACCUCAAAGAGAAUAUUUCUUGUUAGAUGAUGCUUUAAAUCAAAAAUUAGUUGAUCCAAAAAAUUUUACGUUUAAACAUCCAGUUACCAAACAAAUCAGCGAUUUGAGAGAAGCCAUGAAUUCUGGGUUACUUGUUGCAAAACCUGCUAGGCUGGUUACACCCUCUUCUUUUACUAGUAGUUUGAGUCAAUUGCGUAAUUUGAAUUUAUCAGAGGAAAGCUUAAAUAAUUCAAAGCAAAAUUUAAGCCAUUUUGUUAGUCCUAAAGACUCUGCUGAAAGUGCUAUAAAGAAAAGUAAUUUGAAUUUAGAGACUGGAGAGUUUUUUGAUAUUAAUUCUCAUCAAUCCUAUUCAAUACCAGAAGCAAUCAAAAUAAAACUUUUACAACCUAUCAAUGAUAUUGAACCAAUGAAGUGCAUGAAUUACGAUCUUUCACAAGCAUUCCUUUAUCUAUAUAAUGAUAGUAAAAAUUUGUUUACUGAACCUAAAACAGGAAAUCUUGUUGAUUUUGAAUCAUUAGUGAAUAACCAAACUCUUGAUUGUAAUUCACUAUUAUAUGAUGUUCAGAGCAAGAAAGUUAUGACUUUAAGUGAUGCUAUCAAAUAUGGCUUUGUGAAUGCACAAACUGGUUUUUAUAAGAACAAAUCAAAUGAUGAAUAUCUUAAUCCAAUUGAAGCUGCAAAACUUGGAUUGCUUGUUUUUAUUAAGGACCCUGAUUUAUUUCAGUCUCAAAGUAUCAUUCCCGAAAAACCUUUGUCAGAAAAUAUCUCAUCAUUCCCAAAAGAAAGAAAUUUACGUCCUAAUUCAUUACCAUUGGAUCCUUUGAUUUCUGAGGCAGAUCAUAUCUCUCCUGUAGAACAUAAUUCUUUUAAAGCUACACAAGCCCUUGAGGAGUGUGAAAAAAAUCAUUCAGAUCAAAGUAUCAUUUUGAAUACUAAACAAGACUUAACCAACAUUUCUGAAACAAUACAACCUGUUAAAUUAGAUAUAAGUCCUAAACUCAACCCAGCUGAAGCAAUAGUUUGUGAAAAUGAAGAAUUUUUAGAAGUCAACACAUUAAAGUCAGGUGAAAUUAUUACUGAUGAAUUGACAAUCAUUCCAAUCAGCAAUAAAGCUGAUACACAGGAACUUAAUCAGCAGAUUCCAGAAAAAGUAGAUUCAUCCUUUUAUGAGAAUGAGACAGAAAGUUUAUUUGUACUUCCCAAUUCAUUAAGUAGUCAGAAUAUUAAUGAUAGUACAGAAAAUUUGUGUCAGAUUUCGGAAGUUGAAAAAUUAAUUGGAGGGGUGAAAGGCUUAUUUAAUGAAAAUACUAGUAUUCAUCCUGAAACUCAUGUUAAUGAACUGAAUGCUUAUGACCAAGUUGUUCCUUUGUCAGUUAAUGAUGAUAAAGAUUUGCAACUGAGUCGUAAAAAUAUUGUUGAAACAACUGUUGUUUCUUCUGUGUCUGAAAUCAUAUCAAAAGUUCAAUCUCAUUCAACAGUUACUGCUACUGAUAGAUCAAAUGACAUUCCAUCUCCACACAUUUCUGAAACUACUAAUGAAUUACCAUUUUCACCUGAAGAUAAAAAUUUAUGCCGAGAUAGCUAUGCUGACUUAUUGGAAAUACCAAAAGAGAAAUCUUUGUCUUCUGAAAAUAAAUUGUCAGUUGGACCAAAGUUAACACUAGAUGAAAAUGCUUCAUGCAAAGAUAUAGAUUCCAAUAUCUCCAAGGAUUUGCAAGUCAUGACAGAAAAGCAAUCAGAAGACGCAAAUAUAGGCCAAGAAAAAGGAAAGAUACAACCUUUAAAAAUAUUGGAUACAAUUACAACAGAAAAAGUUACUUCUGCGAGGCAAAUAGAACCUCUUGUGGAUUCCCAAUCUUCUGAGAUUUUAUCAGCUGUUGACAUGAACUUGAGAGAAAUAGUGUCACCAACCCAAGAAAGAAAAUUAAUGUCUGAAGAUAGUCAGUUCAAACCAACUGAAAUUGAACCCACAAACAUAAACUAUGAAAUAGAAAAGACACUAUCUUCAAAUAAAAAAGUACCAAUACUAGAAGAUAGCAAUCAAGGUCUAAAAGAAAGGAUGCUUGAGAAAUAUGGUAAUUCUUUAACUUCUGUUGCUGAUCUUUCAUUCCCCGAAAAAGUAUUAUUGACAGCUGGAAUGAUAUUGUCUGUUAAUGAAAGUAAACUAUCUACGGAUAAAAGUGAAUCUGGCAUAGAUAAAGAUGAAACAAGAGCAAAAAAUGUUUCACCACAAGUCAUGACUUCAAAACCUUCUUCACCGGAGACAAAAUCAUUUUUAAAGGAACAUGAAGGUCGUAAGUUACCAAUAAUUCCUACAAAAUCAAAUGUCACUGAAAAAGAAUUUUCUAUGCAAGAAAGUUUAUCUUUUGAGGUAAAUGACACUUUAGAAGAACCCAAAUUAUCAAUCCAAGAAAAUAUUUUCAAUAGUUCUGGUGAAAAAUCAGAUGUAGAAGAAAAAGAAAGUCCUUUGAGACAGCCAGAGCUUCCAUUAGAUAAUAGUAGUCUAAGUUCCAAUGUGACAAAAUUAGCUGCUGGAGAGUUACCUUUAAAAACUUUAGAGCCUGAAAGUCAAGAAGUCGAAGUGAUCAACGAUGACACUAAAUUUUUAAUUACUGAAGAAGAAUUACAAAAGAAAGUAAAAUAUCAUUCAACUGAAGGAAAUGAAACAACUGUAGCAGCUUUACUGUCUCAAACCAAAGACAAUGAAUUUCCAGUCAUUGAAACUGGACAAAUAAUUGCUGAAAUUGAGCUUGAUGAUACAGAAAACGAAUCAUAUAUUCAAGAAAAUGAAAGUAAAUGGCCAACAAAAUUACCUGAAACCAAAAAUGAAAUAAUUGAGAAUACAAUUGAACUUCAAAAUGAAAAAGAGUUUGAAAUUAAGGAAACAAAGCCUUCGGUCUUAAAUAUACUAACUGAAACAGAAUCACUUACUAGUGUCAACUUCAUACCUGAUGAAGAAAGUCAACUUACAAAAUCCAAUAUCAAGCCAGCAGUUGUAAUGAAUGAACCUAAUGCUGCAAGAAUUAAUUCUGAAGAGAAUGAAAAUAUUAUAUCUGCUGAAAAUAUUUCUCCAUUAAAAAGUAUUGAAUCUCCCUCAAAAAAUUUAGCAUCUGUUGCUGAUGCUAGUACAUCUUUUAAAUCAGAAAAUAAAAUGAGUUACAUGGAAGGAGAUAUUAAAAGAAUUCAGCCAUCCCCCAUGGAUAUCAACCCUGAAUUUAAUGAGUUAAAAUCUGAAACAACUCUAUCACUAUCUGUAGAAAGUAAAUUUUCUACAAAAGAAGAUAGGUUGUCACAUAAGAUAGAUAAAUCACCUUUAAACAAUGAUUUCUCAGUUGAUGAAACUGAAUCAUUAGUUUUGAAAGAAGAAAUGGGUAGAAAAUAUAACAAAUUAAGUCAUGAAGAAAGUGAAAUAAAAAUUAGUGAUGACAAUACCUUUGAAAAGGAAUCUAAAUUACCCUUGCAAGGUGUGAAUUCAAAUAUCAUUGAGGAAAAUACAUUUAGGGAAUCAGAUUCCUGUGACAAGAAAUCUUUAUCUCAAGUGCAUGACCGCAAGUCACCGAUUGAUGAAAAAAAAUUUAGUGAAGAAACAAUAUCACCAAUCAAAGAGUCAAAAGCACUAACCAGUGAAAAGUCCCCAAUCAAAGAAGUAAAAUCUCCAGUCAAAGAAGCAUCACUUAUCAAAGAAGUAAAGUCUCCAGUCAAAGAAGCAUCACCUAUCAAAGAUACAAAGGCACAUGCAAAAGGAAGAUCCCCUACUAAAGACAUAAAAACUUCAGUCAAAGAAAAAUCCUCUAUUAAUGAAGCUGAAUUAUCAAUGAAAGAGAAGUCUCCCGUCAAAGAUAUAAAAUUGCCAGCAAAAGUCAAGUCUCCCACCAAAGAACUAAAAAUGUCACUCAAAGAAAAGUCUCCCAUUACAGAGGUAAGGUCUCUAGUGAAAGAUAAGUCUCCUAUUAAAGAGGUAAAAACUCCUGUAAAAGAAAAGACUCCCAUUACAGAAGUAAGAUCUCCAGUGAAAGAUAAGUCUCCUAUUAAAGAGGUAAAAACUCCUGUAAAAGAAAAGACUCCCAUAAAAGGGAUAAAAUCACCAGUUAAAGAAAAACCUUCUAUUAAAGAGGAAAAAUUGCCAGUAAAAGAAAAAUCUCCCAUUAAGGAGGUUAGAUCACCAGUGAAAGACCAGUCCUUUGCCAAAGAAACAAAAUCACCCAUCAAAGAAAAUGUGCCUUGCAUUAAAGAAAGUGAUUUACAACCCCAAGAAUUUUCUGACAAUAUCACCUUAGAAAAUGUGUCUUCUGUGAAAGAGUCUAAAGUAUUUACCAAAAUACCUGAAUCAUUGGUGAGAGAAAGUGGAUUUGUCAACCAAACAACUGUAACAAGGUCAAUAAAGAGUGAAAUACAUUAUGAAGAAACAAAAUCUGUUGCUGAGAAUAAGAUAAUACAUUUUAAAGAAGAAAUGUCUAAUGAUGACAUUAACAAAGGGAAGGAAACUAAAUCAGAAUUUAGAAGUAAUGAGACUCAAUUGGAUAGACAUGCAGACAUCCACAGUAGUAAAGCAGCUGAACAGGAUUGUGAAAGUCAGAUGGAACAGUUAAUGCUGCCAACUCAAGAAGUGACAUCAGCUGACUUAGUAUCCCCACUUUAUAAAGCAAUUGAAACAAUAUCAACUGAAAGUAAUUUUCCAUCAGAAGAGAACUUGCAAAAGCUAAAAAAUAAGAGCAAUGUCAUAUUAAAUUCAAAAAGUGAACAAAUAAUAGCAGAAAGAAAACUAUCUGCUACAGAAGAAGUAUCAAAUUCUGGAGAAGAUUUAUCUUUGCUGUCAGGUUCAAAUAUCAUUCCUGGUUCUUUUAUUGAACAAAGAGAAAUUAAAGUUUCUUCAUCUAUGAAAAUCACUUCAAUCAAUGAUCAACCAAACCAAUCAACCAGUAUAAUGUCAAGUGAACAUAAUCAACGUACUGAAGUUUCUGAAAAAUCAGAUUCUCAAACUCCUUAUUAUACUGACAUUAGUUUAUCCACACAUAAAGCUUCUGUUGAUAAUAUUUCUUCUCUCAAUGAUAAUGCGAAAUUCGUUUCAGUUUCUACCGAAAAGACCAAAGUUUCUUAUAAUGAAAUUGGUGAUGAUGGUUCAAUAAUUUCAUACUUGCCAGAAAAUAAAAUGUCUUCAACAAAAAAAGAUUUAAGACAAAUUGAUUAUGUUUCCAAUGUACAGGAUACUACAACUGAUAAAACAUUUUCUCAUAUUAAAAAAGUUGAUUGGUCCACCAAUGAGACUGCUUUUUCUGUUAAAAGUAAUUUGUCAACAGAAACUGCAAUUAAAGAGGGUUUUUCUGCAGAUGAAAACAAAGCAAACUUAGUAAAAUUGUCAAAAGUUGAAAGCAGUCUGUCAUCUUUUACUGGUUCAACAGACAUUCCAAAUAAGGAGCUUGAAUUCUUAAGCAAUGAGACUGAUUUACGCAAGAAAAGUAAUAAUAUACUUGUAAAAGAAUUUAAGAAACAGAUAUGUGAUGAACCAGAUAUAAAAACUAGUUCAGAAAAGGAAAUUUUAGCUAAUGAAAAUAUUUCUAUCAACAGUGUCAUAUCUUCUUCUUCCAAAGCUGAUAGUUUAAAAAGUAUGAGGUCUUCCACUGUGUCUUAUUCUUCUAAUGUGUUCACUGAAACAAAAAUUACAUCUUCAGUUGAUAUAACUACCACGAAACCUGAAGAAGUUUCAUCCAGUUUAUCAUCCACUCUAUCAGAGACUUUAAACACCUCUUCUACAAGGGACAACUUUAAUCAUAAAAUAAAUGCAGUGACUUCUACUAAAGUUUUCUCCUCUGUUACUGCAUUUGGAAAUACCAUUGAGAAAGAUAAUGAGACAUUGACUCAGCUUGAAAAUGUAAGUUAUGCAACGAAUUCUCAGAAAAAAGAUUCUAGUUCAAAUGAGGAGUAUCCUUUUCCAAGUCAAGACACAAAAACAUUCCUUGAACAUUGUAGUUUGCCUGGUGAGGAUUCAAAUCUCAUCAAGCCUGUUGACUCUAAAAUAGCUUUACCAGCGACUCGUAAUAAUGCUUCAUUUUCAAAUGAUUGCUCUCUUGCAUUUCAUGAGUCAAAUUCCAAUGACCAGCACUCUAAUAUUCAACAACCAUUUAGAGAAAAUGCUUCUACUAUGAGUAUAAAACAUCUUCCUCAUGGAGUAUCAGAAGAAUGUGUUUAUUCUGAUGUACUUCAGAAUGAAAUCGAAAUGUUGUCAGAUAGCAUCUUGCAUUCUAUAGAUCCAGAUGUAAAUAACUCCAUUAUAGUGCCUGAAGACUCAUUAAUAGUCUCAAAUGAUAAUAUUUUAUCAGAAAAAAGAACUGAUGAUUUUAUGAAAUCAGAUUUCAAGGAAUUAAAAGUGUCACAAACUGGCAAAAUUGUUUGUGCAACUAAAGAAACUCCAGAAUUCUUCAAUAAUUUAACAAUAUCUAGUUCUUCCAAAGUAGUUCAUUUAUCUAGUUCAAGUGAAACAGAUCCAGAGCAUUUUGAAAUACCAAAAUUUCCCCCAGAUGUUGAACAUUAUAUUAGUGAUAAGGACAACUUGCAAACCUCUACUACUCCAUUUGAAGGCCAGAAGUCUGAUGUUGUUGAAACUGGCUUGAGCUAUAAUAUUACAGAAAAACAAAAAAUGUUGCUAAGUGAGAUCUCCCCUUCAGAUUCUGCAACUAUUUUGGAUAAAAAAGAAUUCAGAUUGGGUGAUGAGUCAGAUAAAGUUCCAGGUGAAAUUACAGCAGCGGCAGUUCAAGGAAAUUACCAAGUGUGUGAAGAAAAUGCUGUGAAACUAGAAUCAUGGAUGAAAGAUAUAGAAUUAAAAUUGGCUGAACUUGGUGUGAUCCAAGAAACUAUUCCUGGUUUGCAACAUCAAAUUGCUACUGUUAAAGUUCUAAAAGAGCAAUUAGAAAGUCAACAAAUGUUGGUAAAUACCUGUCUUGACCAAAUGAGACAGCUAGCUCAAAGAGGAUUAGAAAUUCUGACAAAAGAAGAAAUUAAUAAUCUUCAAAAAAAUUUAAUAUCCUUGAAAAGACAUUAUGAUUCUUUGUUAAAUGACAGUGACAGACUUUUGAGGCGUUUAGUAGCAGCAUAUGAUGAACUUCUAAAAUUUAAGACUGAAAUGAAAUCACUAGUAGAAUGGCUUAAUCAAUCCAGGCGUCAAUUUAAUGUUAUUGAAUCGUCCAUGGGUGCUCUUAGUCAACUUGAAAAAAAAUCUGAACUUGUUAGGUCCUUCUCCAGUGAUGUUAUUGCUCACCAGGCAGACCUCAGAUUCAUUACUAUGGCAGCUCAAAAAUUUGCUAAUGAAUCCCAAGAUUAUUUAAAAGCUUUAAAUACUCUUCGUUCUAACUUGCCUCAAAAAUUGCCUUCUAUCCCUGCUGGAGAGAGUGAAGUAAAAUCAGAAGUACAAGAGAUAACAUCAGUUUUUCAUACGUUCUUAAAUGAAGUGAAUAAGCUUACUGAUAAUUAUACUUUAGUUUUAAAUAAGUAUCGUUUAUACAGUGAAACUGUUGAGAAAGCUAAAUCAUGGAUUACUGAAGUAAGGAAAUCAGCUAAAUCUGCAAUUUCUGAGCCUCUUGCUGAUGAGCCUUCUGCUUUACAAAAUCAAUUGGAUAAAAUUAAGGUUAUUAACAUGGAAGUUGUGGGACAAAGUAGAUUAAUUGAAAAUGUAUAUCAAUCCGUUAAAAAUCUUACUGAUACUUUGGAAAAUUGUAAUAUUGCACCCACAGAAACAAAAUCUAUAGAAUCUUCCAUUAGUUCACUUCAAGAAAACUAUUCAGAACUUUGUGAUCAGAUAGCUAAUCGUAUUAAAGAACUACAAACUGCUCUUAUACAUUCUCAAGACUUUCAAGCUGGAUUAGAAAGAAUUUCCAAGUGGUUGAUGGAAGUUGAGUCUUCGGUAAAAGCACAUAACAAGCCUAUUAGUUUAUUAGUUGAAAAAUUGGAGCAACAGGUUCAAGAAUGCAAAAUUUUAAAAUCUGACAUCAGUAAUCAGAAACAAAGUAUUGACAUGCUUAUGGCAAGGGCAAAUGAAUCCAUUGAUGCUAAUCCUAAUGUUGCAAAGAAAGUUACAAAUAAGCUGAAUGAUGUAUCACAACGAUUUCAAAAAUUAUUUGAGACUGUUUCAAAACGAUUUACUUUGUUAGAAGAGGUAUCUGAAAACGUUCAUGCUUUUGAAGAGAUGGUAAUACAGUUUGAAGAAUGGCUUACUUCUACUACUGAACGUGUUGAAACAACUGACAAUAUUCAUUUGGCUGAUGUUGAUGGCUUUUCAUCAGUAAUUGAAUACUCUUUAAAUCAAAAAAAUUCAAAGAAAGAGGAAUUCGAUCGAAUGAUGAAAAUUGGAAAAAAUUUAAUUUCUCGGAAAGAUACUUCUGAUGCAGAUUUUGUAAAAAAUAAGAUGAGUAGUUUAGAAAAACAGUGGAAGAAUCUUAGUGAUUUGCUAAAUGAAAAGAAAAAACUUGGACAAGACAGAGCAGAACAAUUAAACUCAUAUGAUAACUUACAUGCCAAAGUGUUAGACUGGUUAAUGAAAAAGGAAAAAGAUUAUGAAAAACUUGAACCACUAGUUUUGGAGGAAACAGCAUUAAAGAAACAAGCUACUGAAGUCUCGAACUUGAUCAAGGAACAUACAGAGUAUUCCACUGUUAUGGAACAACUGAAUAAUUUAGGAUCAUCUUGUGAUGCACCUCUUAGAGGAGACAGUAUGAAAUCAAAAGCGAGUAGUCCCGUGAAAAAACUUUCAAGUCCUAUCAAAAAAUCUCCUUCAAAGUCAAAAUCUACUGAUAAUAUCACAUCAUACACAGUUCGAGGUCAUAUUUCAGCAUUAAGUCCAGUUUCAACUAUAUCAAGUGGUUUUAGCAGCAACAGGAGUUCCACUGAUAAUAUUGGUGGAAUUGAUGAUUUUAGUGCCAUUCAGCAACAAGUUUCAGAAGUUAAUGACCGAUACAACAUUUUAGGAUCAGAACUCUCAGAAAGAAAUCAAGAAAUUAGUGAAACUUUGAAAGAAGUAAAGUCUUACUUAAGUAUUGUUAAGACAUUAUCUACCUUUGUGGAAGAAAAAACAAAAAAACUUCCUAAAGAGGGAUUGCCUUCUAAAAAAGGAGCAAUUGAGAGUCAAUUAAAAUUUAUCAAGGGUCUUAAACAAGAAAUUCAGGAUAAGCAAUCUGAAAUGGAUACUCUUAAAUCUAAUGUUAGUAACUUGGUUACAAGAAAGAAAAUAGUUAAGGGAGGAACAGAACUUGAAGAAGAGGUUCUCACAUUAGAGAGAAAUUGGCUGUCACUUUCAAAGAAUAUUGAAAAAAGAUUGUUUUUCCUCCAAAACCUGAUUGAGUAUCAAGAUUCUCUUCUAAGCAUACAGAACUGGUUAAAUCAAAAAGAAAAGAUGCUUCAAGUUCUUGGACCAAUUGCAUCUGAACCACGUAUGGUAACAUCUCAAGUUCAACAAGUUCAGGUCAUGAGAGAAGAAUUCACUUCCCAAGAAGCUUCUAUUAAUCGUUUGAAGACGUUAUCAAUCACAAUUAUUGAAUAUUUACAAAGUAUAGGAUCUAAUACUGAGAAAGUUGAAGAAGAAAUUAACUUGAUUCAGAGCUUAUACUGUGAUAUGUCAAAUAACUUAAUUGAGCGAGAGAAAAACUUGGAUGCUGCCAUGGGUGUCUCUAAAGGCUUUUAUAAAAAUCUUGCUGAGUUGCAAAGCAAAUUGCAGCAACUUAGUGACAAAUUUGAAAAGUUUGAAGAAGAAAAUUACAGUUCUGAUGUGCUGUUGAAGAAAAUAACGGAACUAGAGGAUGAACUUGAAAAGCUUCGACCUUCAUUAACAGAUGCCUCCAGUUCUUCUGUUCAACUUUGUGAAAUAUUAAGUGACUCGUCUUCUAAAAACGAAAUCAAGUACAAAAUCAAUGUUUUGGAAAAAUCCUAUGCUAAUAUACAAAAGAAAAUUGAAUUGAAAAAAGCUGAAUUAGAAUCUAUACUAAAUGAAGACAAACUGUUUUAUAAAGUAUGUAAGGAUAUCCAACAAUGGUUGAGUGACAUGGAUUCCAAACUUUCCCGUUCUCUACCAAUUUCCACAAGCAUUGAAAAGCUAUCCAAGAACUUGAAAGAAUAUGAGGCUUACUAUAAGGAGGUUAUUAAUAAGGAGCAUGAAGUUUACUUGUGCCUUAGCAAAGGUUCUGAUAUGUUAACUAAGUUAUCUGGAAAACAAGAACCAUCUUCAGUAAAGAAGAAGCUUGACUCAAUUAAAACACAGUUUGAAAAAGUGAAAAAGACUGCUACUGAUAAAAAUACUGUUCUUCGAAGUUGCUUAGAAAAGUGUAAAAAUUUGAAUGCUGCAACUGAAACCUUUGAGCCUUGGUUAACAUCAAUGCAAGAGAAAAUAACUGUAUUCAAUGAACCUACUCUCAAGCGAGAUGCCUUGAAUAAAAAACUGAAAGAAAUUCAAAUUUUGCGUGGUGAAAUGUCUGUCCAUUCUCAAGAAUUUCAAAAUAUUCAAAGUCUUGGUGAAGCAAUUUUGACAAGUUGUGAUUCUGAUAAAGAUUUAUUGAAAAAACGUUUAGAUGAGAUGAGCAAAAAAUGGAAGAAGCUCACUGAUGAAAUAUCAACGAGAAAUCAGCUUCUGGAUGACUUAUCUCAGCUUUUAUUUGAAUUUGAUGAAAAAUUCAGAGAUGUAGAACACACUGUCCAACGUAUAGAGGACAGAAUUUGCUCACAUGAUACAUUAGAAAUCUCUGGAGAUAGAAUUAUGCUAGAAAGACUACAGGCAUUGCUAAAUGAAACUAAAACUGUUAAGGAAGAAAUAAGAAAUGUCAGAAAAUUUUCCAAAGUUCUCAUUGAUAAAGCUGGUCCAAAUGCUGAUGCUUCUGAAAUAGUGAAAAAUUUAGAUUCGAUUGAAAAGCGUCAUCAGUCUCUUCAGAAAAAGUUGGAAGAAAAAUGUUCUUCAAUGAGUACAUCAUACAAAGUUGUUUCAGUAUUUAUGGAAAGUAUCAAAUCUCUCCAGACAGAAAUCAACUCACUAGAAGAAACGUUUGAUGAUAUGCAUUCUAUUUCAAGAGAUUAUCAAGUUCUCAAAACUCAACUAAAGGAGCUAAAGACAUUCAAAUCCAGUAUCUCAAAAACCAAGGAGAGCUAUACUUCUGCCAAAAAAGUUUAUGAUGAUAUGGUUAAAAAGAACAUUUGUGACACUAAAACUUAUUUGGAACAGAUGAACAACUUUAACAAAAAGAUUGGAAGAAUUGAGGAGCGUGUUAAAGAAAGAGAAAUUUCUAUUGAGACAUCAAUUACUCGUCUUGAAAGCUUUCAGUCGGUUUAUAAAGAAACAUUGGAUAAGAUUAGUUCUUUAAUAAAUGAAGAGAAGAAAAUAGAAAUUACACUGGGAGAUGUUGAUUCUAUUCGAUCACAACAGAAAACAUUUAAAAAAAUGUGUGAGACAUCAGUUAAACCUCUUAGCAAAACAGUUAUGGAAGUAAAUAAGUUAGGACAAGGUCUAAUUCAGUCUGCAUCAAAUGAUGUUGACACUAGUAGUAUUGAGCAGAACUUGGAUGUCAUUAAUAAUUCAUGGAAUGAUCUUCAAGAAUCGAUAAACGAAAAGGAGAAAAAGCUAGAUAUUGCUUUAUUACAAUCAGGAAAAUUUCAGGAAGCUCUUAGUGGUGUUGAAAAGUGGCUAAAUGAUACUGAAGAUAUGGUAUCAAAACAGAAAGCACCAUCUUUUGAUUUUAAAGUUGUCAAAGCACAAGUUCAAGAACAAAAAUUUCUGAAAAAAAUGUUGUUGGAUCGUCAAAAUAGUGUUAUUUCUUUGAAGUCUUUGGGUUCUGAAUUUGUUAGUACUUCUAAAUCAGCUGAAAAUGAACUGGCUGAAACUUUAAUGAAAACUCUUUCAAGUCGGUUUGAAGAACUUAUAUCAACUGCAGAGGAAAGAAUGGUAUGUUUGGAAAGCACAAUGCCCCUUGCCCAAGACUUUCAAACUUCAUCUGCUACACUUUCUGAAUGGCUGGAAACAACUGAAAAAAAAUUGGCUUCCAUGACAUCAAUCCCAGUUGAAGAACCCCGUAUCAAAGUUAUGAUCUCCAACUAUAAGGUUAUAUCUAAUGAUAUUGAGCAACAAAAGAAAUCCCUGGAGAAAGUGAACACAAUAUCACAGAGGUUAAAAAAGGUUGUCAACCCAACAGAAACGGAAUCACUAGUACAGAAAGUUGAUUCAAUAAAUGAGAAGUUUAAAGAAAUUGAAGUUGUUAACAAGAAUGUUGGAUCUCUUUUGGAAAGAACUCAAAAAGGAAUCCAUAGUUUUUCUAUUACUUAUUCUCAAGUUAUUACAAGAAUCGAAGAGAUAUCUACAAAAUUGAAAAGCUUUCAGCGUUUAAGUACAGAAUCUACCAAGUUACAAACUCAGCUUACAAAUUUGAGAAACUUAAAAGAGAAGUUGGAUGAAGAGAAGACAAAUAUUAAUAAACUGGUUACUUCUGGGGAAGAAAUUAUGAAAUAUACAUCAGGGGAAGAUGCCAUACAAAUGAAAGAGAAAUUAGACACACUUAGUAUGAAACUUUCUGAAGUUUCGAACAAACUUAGUGAAAGACUGAAAACUGCUGAAGAAUCAUUUCCGUUGGUGGAAUCUUUCUAUACCUCCAUUAAUAAGCUUACUACAUGGCUUGAUUCUAUUGAAAGAUCACUAAAGCAAAUAGAUAAUAGCUCAUUAGAUGUACAAAGUGAAACAAUAAAAAAACUUGAGGACAGUAUUCCAGAGUAUCGUACUGAGUUAGAUAAAAUCAAUAAUACUGGACCUCGCCUUAGUCAACUAGCACCUGGAGAAAGUUCUAUGAUGUUUGAGAAUCAGAUCACUCGUGUUAAUCAUAGAUUUGAAAAAGUAUGCGAACAAGUUCAACGAAAAGCAGAGAGGAUUCAGCUUACACUUCAACGAAAAUUUGAUGUUGUUGGUGAUAUUGAUGAGCUCUGUGAGUGGUUCAAAGAAGUUGAAAACAAAGUUACUGCAUCAGAGGGCCUUUCAUCUGAACCAAGUUGUUUGUCUACCUUACUCAAAAAACAAAAGACAUUAUGUGAUGAUUUAAAUGGACAGAAAAAUAGAGUAAGAGAUGUGACUACUACAGCAAAAAAGCUCUUAAGGGAAUCAUCAUCCGAUGAUUUGUCUUAUAUUAAUGAAAAAAUCGAGACUUUAAAAACUAAAUCAAAUAAUGUUGUUCUUUUAUGCCAAGAAAGGCUCAGUACACUUGAACAAGCAUUUCCUCUUGCCCAGCAUUUUUAUGAAACUCAUACAGAUUUAGGCCAGUGGUUAGAUGAAGUUGAAGGUGAAGCUGAACUCCUGGAGGCUCCAGCUUUAAAUUCUGUGCAAAUCAAGAAGCAACAUGAGCGAAACAAAAAUUUGUCUCAGUCUGUUCAAGAACACAAGCCUUUAGUUGAUAAACUAAAUAAAACGGGAACAGCUUUAACUAAGCUUUGUACUGAAGAAGAGUCAGAUAAAUUAGAAGUAAUCUUGGAGUCUGACAAUAGUCGAUAUAAUGCUCUUCGCAAAAUACUGAGAGAACAUCAAGUUGCAUUAGAAGAAGCAUUACAAGCUACAUCUCAAUUUUCUGAUAAGUUAGAAGGCAUUUUGACAGCUCUGACAUCUACAGCUGAUCAGUUAAAUAAUGCUGAACCAAUUUCUGCACAUCCAGAUAGAAUUCAGGAACAAAUAAAUGAUAAUCGAGCUGUGCUUCAGGACCUUGAUAAGCGCACAAUUACACUUGAAGCUGUUAAAAAAGCAGCCGAUGAUGUUAUUGGCAAAGCUAGCAAAAUUGAUGAACCUGCUGUUAAUGAUAUAAAAAUGAAAUUGGAUAGAUUAAAUGACUUGUGGGCGACCAUUCAAACAGCUGCUCAUAAACGUGGCAAAUCUUUAGAAGAAGCUUUGAUUGCUGCAGAGAAGUUCUGGGAUGAAUUGACUGCUGUAAUGAAAGCUUUGAAAGAGUUACAGGGCAACUUGAAUGCUCAAGAACCACCUGCUGUUGAGCCUGCUGCUGUUCAUCAACAACAUGAAGUCUUACAAGAAAUUAAGCAAGAAAUCACCCAAACAAAACCAGAAGUAGAUCACUGUCGUCAAGCUGGGCAAAAUUUGAUGCAGUUAUGUGGUGAACCAGAUAAACCUGAAGUGAAAAAGCAUAUUGAAGACUUAGACUCUGCUUGGGAAAAUGUAACAACUUUAUAUGCUAAAAGAGAAGAGAAUCUUAUUGCUGCUAUGGAGAAGGCGAUGACUUUUCAUGAUACACUUCAUAAUUUGCUUGAAUUCCUUGAUACUUAUGAAGAUAGAUUUAGCAAAUUUGGUGCUGUCUCUUCAGACAUUGAUUCAGUAAAAAACCAAAUCAAGCAACUUAAGGAUUUUAAAAAUGAAGUUGAUCCUCAUAUGAUAGAAGUUGAAGCUUUAAAUAGAUCAGCUCAAGAAUUAAUGGAACGCACAUCAUCUGAUCAAGCUGUCACAAUUCGUGAACCAUUAAGGGACAUAAACAAACGUUGGGAUGAUUUACUGAAGAAUAUUGUUGAUAGACAGCAAGAAAUGGAGAAAGUGUUAUUAAGGCUUGGCCAAUUUCAACAUGCAUUAGAAGAGCAUAUUAUUUGGAUAACAAAAACAGAAAAGACUCUUGAUGAAUUGAAACCUGUUCUUGGUGAUCCACAAGUCAUUGAAGUUGUACUUGCUAAACAUAAGGUGAUUGCAAACGACAUUCAAGCUCACCAAUCAAGUAUAGAUGCUAUUCUCCAAGCUGGCAGAGAAUUUGUUGAUACUGAUCGUAGCAGUGAAGAUGCAAAAUACACACAUAAUAAAUUGCAAGAUUUAAAAACACGGUGGCAAAAUCUGCAAGAUAAAUCAACAGAUCGAUAUAGGGAACUUGAAGAAGCAUUAAAAGAGGCUCAAAAAUUCCAUCAGGAUAUUCAAGACAUGCUCAUGUGGUUAAAUGAAACGGAUGGCCACUUAGUGACAUCAAAACCCGUUGGGGGAUUACCAGAAACUGCUAAGGAACAACUUAACCGGUUCAUGGAUUUAUACAAUGAACUUGAAACAAAUCGAUAUAAGAUAGAAAGUCUUUUGGAACAAGGAGAAAAUUAUACCAAAAAAUCUGGUGAAAAUUGUACCAAAAACUUACAGCACAGCCUUAAAACUUUGAAACAAAGAUGGGAUAGCAUAUUAAAUAAAGCUAAUGAUCGAAAGAUCAAAUUAGAAAUUGCUCUUAGAGAAGCAACUGAAUUUCAUGAAGCAUUACAAGCAUUUGUUGAGUGGUUAACCAGCUCUGAAAAGUAUUUGUGUUCUUUGAAACCAGUCAGCAGGCAUAUGAAAUCUGUGUUGGAACAAAUUGAGGAACACCGAAAUUUCCAAAAAGAUCUUAGUUCUCAUCGAGAAGUAAUGCUCAAUCUCGAUAAGAAAGGCACUCAUCUUAAAUAUUUCAGUCAAAAGCAAGAUGUGAUACUCAUUAAAAACUUGUUAAUAAGCGUUCAGCAUAGAUGGGAGAAAGUAGUUUCCAAAGCAGCUGAAAGAACUAGAGCUUUAGAUCAUGGCUAUAAGGAAUCUAAGGAGUUUCAUGAUUCAUACACAGCAUUAUCUGCUUGGUUAGAUGAGACUGAAAAAUUAUUAGAUUCCACAACUCCUAUUGGGAAUGAUCCAGUUAAAAUAAAGAAGCUUUUAGCUAAGCACAAAGACUUUCAAAGAACUUUAGGAUCUAAACAAGUUACUUAUGAUGCUACUAUGAAAUGUGGAAGAAUGCUAAAAGAUAAGUGUCCUAAACAGGAUGUACAACUUCUGCAGAACAUGAUGGAUGAAUUAAAAACUCGCUGGAAUAAAAUUUGUUCAAAAUCAGUCGACAGGCAGCGCAAAUUGGAAGAAGCUUUACUUUUCUCUGGUCAAUUUAAAGAUGCAGUAUUAGCAUUAAUGGAUUGGAUUGAUAAAACGAUUUCAGCAUUAUCAGUAUCAAAGCCUUAUCAUGGUGAUCUUGAUACUGUUACCUCAUUAAUUGAACAGCACAAGUCAUUUGAAGAAGAGUUCAAAAAUAAAGGCUUAAAUUUGGAAUCUGUGUGCAAAACAGCUGUCACUCUGAAAAACCAAGCAAGCUCAUCUGAUGUUGAAACAAUAACUGCCCAAGUAGAAGAGCUAAAUAAAAAAUGGAAAAUUAUUACUGAUCUAAAUGAGAAGAAGAAGUCUCAGUUAAAGGAUGCUCUUCAAUUGGCUGAAGAGUUAUACAAACUUGUGCACAUGCUACUUGAAUGGUUAUCAGAUGCUGAGAUGAAACUGAGAUUUUUCGGUUCCCUGCCUGAAGAUGAAGAAUCUAGCAAAAAGCAAAUUCAAGAUCAUGAAAUAUUUAUGGCUGAACUAGAAAGACAGGAAGUAACAAAAAAUAAGACCAUAGCACUUGCUCAAGAUAUUCUAAAAAAAUGUCAUCCUGAUGGAAUAUCAGUAAUACGCCACUGGAUUACUAUUAUACAAUCCAGAUGGGAUGAAAUAUCUUCUUGGGCCAAACAAAGAGAUCAAAGACUAAGAGAUCAUUUAUUAUCUUUAAGAGAUAUAAGUGAUUUGUUGGAGGAGCUAUUUGCCUGGUUGAACAAUGCUGAGGCUACUUUAACUGCACUUGAAGCUGAACCACUUCCUGAUGAUCUGCCAACUUUAGAUAGACUUAUUGAAGAACAUCAGCUUUUCAUGGCUGAUAUGUCCAAGAAACAACCUGACAUUGAAAAAAUUUCUAAAACAUUUUCUUCUAAACGUCAUCAAAGUAAAAACUUGGGUUCCCCUCAAAUUAAAGAAAAAGUAAAAGAAAAACUUCCUCGCUCUGGAACACCUACUGGUGUCAAAACAUCAACACCUUUGCGAAGUCAAUUUGAUUCCGAUGUGAAGCAUCCAAGAGCUAAACAAUUGCUAGAGAAAUGGAGAAUAGUUUGGCUUCUUGCAAUGGAGAGGCAAAGGAGGCUUCAAGAUAAAUACAAUUACCUUAUGGAGCUUGAUAGAAUAAAGCACUUUGAUUUUGAUGAAUGGAGGACUAGGUAUCUUGGCUGGCUAAACAACAAAAAGUCACGUGUUAUGGAUCAGUUCAAGAAGAUAGACAAAAACAACGUUGGUAAAGUGACAAAGCAAGACUUCAUUGAUGGAAUACUGAAAUCAAAAUUUGCAACUAGCCGACUUGAAAUGGAAAGGGUAGCUGAUAUUUUUGACAGGAAUGGAGAUGGAUUUAUUGAUAGCAAAGAGUAUGUUGAAACACUUCGUCCUGAAAAAGAGACCGGUCCACUAACUGAAGCAGAAAAAAUACAAGAUGAAGUUCAGCGACAAGUUGCAAAAUGUACUUGCGUUCAUCGAUUUAAAGUAUAUCAAGUUGGUGAAGGAAAAUAUAGGUUUGGUGAAUCUCAAAAGCUUAGGCUAGUUCGAAUUUUGCGUAGUACUGUAAUGGUACGUGUUGGUGGUGGUUGGGUUGCACUUGAUGAGUUCCUUGUAAAGAAUGAUCCCUGCCGAGCUAAAGGAAGAACCAAUAUUGAGUUGAGAGAACAGUUCAUAUUAGCUGAUGGUGUCAGCCAGUCCCUGGCUCCUUUCAAACCAAAGCCAAGUCCUAAUUCGUCAAUAUCCAGUCAGAGUGGAACCAACAGUUCUAUGCCUUCAACAGGCCCUAUUACAAAGAUUCGAGAAAAAAGUGAAAGAAGUACUCCAAUGAGAAGAAAUCGUUCUUCUGCUGAAAAUAGCAGUGAUAUAAGUGGGCCAAGUUUCAGUGAAACAGAUAGUUUUAGUAAUCGAUCUGCAUAUUCAAGAACCACACCUUCUUCUCGACUGAGUCCAAGAGAUAUAAGCUACAAGUCUACAAGUAGACCUUCUAGUCGACAAGGUAGUAGACCAUCAAGUCGAGCACCAAGUGAUCUUUCCCAAGAUGGGAUUGAGGAAUUCAAAUCAAAACGUAAACAAACUUUUAGUGGAAAUGGAGUAAUUAAGAAAAAUGCUGCUGGUAAUGAUUUAGCUCCUAAAACGAUAGAAGCAUCAAGAAUCCCAUCAGUUAAAAAAUCUAUCAAACUUCCAAAAAAUUUUGAAUCUUCUAGCAAGAAAGAUACUACAAAAUAAAUCGCUAUGAUUAACAUUCCAGGUGAAAUUAUUCCUUUCAUCAUCAUUAAGAUGUGUUUAUACAGCUUACUAAAGCUUUUGGGAAAUAUUGUGGCUUAGUCUCAAGCAAGUACUAAGAGUAUUAUCUCUUGAGAAAUUUUGGUAAUUCUAGUAAUCUCAUAUAAACUAACAUUUCAGAAGUCAUUAAUCAGAUCAAAUGUAGUUUAUUCUCUAAAUAUAUAUAUUUUUUAAACAAUAAAUUGUUUGAACUGAUUAAACUACUGUUGCUGAGACAGCUUUUAUAACUUUUCAACAUAAUGUAUAAUAUAAUUAAUAUGCUUUUGCUAGUCUUCAUUUGCCAAAUAUAUUUUUCUUACCAUUUAUAGCAUGAAUAAAAAUAUGCAUUCCAUUGUGUACGUUAUUAAAUAUAAGUUUGAAAAUGUAUGUAGCUGUGUGAGAUUUCUUAAAAAAUGUUUUCUAUUUAAGAUAUAAAUAUGUUAAACAUGAUUUACUUUAACAAAUCUAAAAAAUCUACAGUUGUGCUACAUAAAGUUAUGUAAUUCAAAGUUUUAUAUAAACGGUAAUGUAUAUAAGAACUAACGUAUCUUUUUAAUGGUAUUUUAAUAUAAUAAAAUGUUAACAUUUAUUUAAAACACCUGUGCCAAGUGUUAAAGUAGCCUUAAAUUUGUUUUUAUGUAUAAUUGAUUUACAUAAAUGUGUAAAAUUUGAGUUCAUGAAUGCCAUCUUUUCUGUUGACAUUCCUGUUGAAAUACUAUUUUAAUAAAAUUCAUUUGUCUACAAAUAUGUGUUAUUAAAUAUUGAUCAUGUAUUAUAUAUGAGAGCUGAUCAUUUCAAACUUGUAUCAUACACAAAAAAUUUUUAGCUGUAUCUUUCAAGCUAUUGUAUGUUGCUCUUUUCCAAAAUAAAAUAAUAUAUAUAUUUAAA
Molecule: messenger RNA, 26814 nt
Organism: Parasteatoda tepidariorum (common house spider)
Lineage: Eukaryota; Metazoa; Arthropoda; Arachnida; Araneae; Theridiidae
Biological process (GO): intermediate filament cytoskeleton organization; wound healing; cytoplasmic microtubule organization
Cellular component (GO): membrane; cytoplasm; cytoskeleton
Molecular function (GO): structural molecule activity; microtubule binding; calcium ion binding
Source: RefSeq, a predicted model, not a curated record